GCCGUGCCACGAGCCCGCCGCGCUGCCGCUGCGAGAGCUGCCGCGGCCCCUCGCCGAGAAGCGGCGGCUCAGGGACUCUCAGGAAGCUAAUAUAAAAUCUUUAUCUGGAUGGAAUCAGUGGAAGAGAACUAGCCAUAAAUCAUGGAGAAAAGUCCUCGAUGAAGCCAAGGACCUGUUUUCUUACCUGGAGCUUUGGCGACAUGAUAUUCACAGCAUUGAAGGGAAAUUUGGUACUGGCAUCCAGUCCUACUUUUCCUUUCUGCGUUUUCUAGUCCUGCUGAAUUUUGUGAUAUUUAUCCUGAUGUUCAGCUUUGUUACCCUUCCCAGUGUCAUCUCUAAAUAUGGAAUUUUCAACAGUAGUUUUGCCAAAAUUCCUGCAAGUGGCAUAGAGCCUCACUGCACUGUUUAUUCACCUAGUGGUAAUAAAGGCCUUGUUUACUUCUACACAUACCUCAAAGAUUUGCUCWCUGGCACUGGAUUCCUGGAAGUGACAAGUUUGUUUUAUGGUUAUUACACAAUAGAUUCUGCAUGGAUCAGUACGUUUAGGUACAACUUACCACUAGCAUACCUACUGACUACAUUUGCUUACCUUGGAUUAAGUCUCMUCUGGAUAAUAAAAAGGUCUGUGGAAGGAUUUAAACAGAACUUGGUGCAUGCUGAAGAUCAGUUUCAGAGUUACUGUAACAAAGUGUUUGCAGGCUGGGACUUCUGCAUUACAGAUCUAAGUGCAGCACGACUAAAACAUYGCAGCUUGCAAUAUGAGCUCAAGACAGAUUUGGAAGAAGAAAGACUGAAGCAAAAAAUAGCCAACAGGACGAUGAAAGACAAGCUGCGCAUCUACUCUCUGAGACUAUUUCUAAAUAUAAUUGUCCUCGCAGUUUUAUCAGGAUGUUUUUACUCUAUUUAUAGAGCAACUGCCUUUUCUCAAGAAAAUAGCUCCAGUAAUGGCAACAAUAUAAAGUUCGAAGCUAAUCUCUUGGUACAGUAUUUGCCUUCCAUCGUGAUCACAUUGGCCAACUUCAUUGCUCCUCAGAUCUUCUCAAUUUUAAUCAGACUUGAAGAUUAUUCACCAGCCUUUGAAAUCAGGCUGACACUGCUGAGGUGUGUCUUUGUGCGUCUGGCCAAUAUCGGGGUUCUCCUGUUCUCGCUGUGGAGUCAUAUCUCCAGCUGUGCCACUGACAAGUGUAAUGCUUGUGGGUACAAUUAUGAACUCUAUCCUUGUUGGGAAUCUGAAGUUGGGCAAGAAAUGUAUAAAUUGUUAAUAUUUGAUUUUAUUAUAAUUUUGGCUGUGACUCUGUUUGUAGACUUUCCUAGAAAGUUGUUAGUUACUCACUGCUCCUGUAAGCUAGUUCAGUGGUGCGGUUUGCAGGAAUUUGGAAUUUCUGAUAACGUCCUGGAAAUCAUUUAUGGACAGACUAUCUGCUGGAUUGGAACCUUUUAUUCACCACUUCUUCCAGCAAUAGCAACCAUAAAAUACUUUAUUGUCUUUUAUAUUAAAAAGAUUAGUUUGAUUCACACACGUAAGCCUUCAGCUAGGCCUUUCAGAGCAUCAAGCUCCAAUUUUUUCUUCCUGGUGGUGCUGUUGAUUGGGCUAAUCUUGGCUUUUGUCCCUGUGGGMGUCAGCAUAGCAUAUAUCCCUUCCUCUAAGGCGUGUGGGCCAUUCAGGAAUUUUAACACUUCAUGGGCAGUAGUUCCAGAUACCAUACUUGGGUUUCCAACUGAUUUGCAGAAAGUCCUUUAUGGUAUAGCAUCAGAAGCCUUUGCAGUGCCUUUUUUUAUUGUUGUCUGCAUUGUUAUGUUCUAUUUCAUUGCCUUGGCUGGAGCACACAAACGAGUUGUUGAGCAGCUGAGGGAGCAACUUGCUAUGGAAAGUCGUGACAAGAUCUUCCUGAUCAGAAAGAUAACAGAAGCCCAGAAGUAUACUUGAAAACCACAGAAAACCAGAACAACUUUACUUCCUGAAACUUCCAAAACCACUAGAUUAGAGUAGAAACAUCUACAGCACUUAAGCUGAAUAUAUGACGAGCACCCGCACCCUGCAGUCUCUAUAAUGAAUAAUUAUGUUCCUACUGCUGGUUAUGUGAGCGAGGCUUAAAGUUUCCAAGACUUGAAAUGUAACCUAUUUCUGUCGUACUAGCCCUGCCCAAAAAACGUCAAUGACAGGUUGCUUCAUUGCUGCUAGAGUUUCAGGGUUCUUGGUGUUAUAUUAAAAUCCAAUAUUUCUAUGCAUUUUGGAUAAAAUGUUCCCAGAACUGAGAUUCCAUUUAGAAGCUCCUUGAAAUGCUUUUAUAAAUUAUACUUAAGAAAGGGGAGGGGAAAUCAGAGGACUGUUUUACAUAUUUGCAACUUGCUUUUCUUUUAAAACUAAACAAGUCAGUAUCUUGAAAUUGUGCAUUGGAGGGAAAAUAUUGCAAGGGUUUUAAAUUGUUUUAAAAAUGUUUAUCUUUUAGAGAAGAUAUUUGGAGCUUUUGCUCUGAACUAACAACUGCAGUUGAACAGUAGAUAACUGACAAAACAGUUUUAGAGGAAAAAAAAAAAAGCCUUAAGCAGAUAAAAAUUGUGAAUAACUCCUGGAAGCAGCAGCAGUGGUGUGGGCAGGGAGGGGUGGACAGCCCUGCCGCACAGGCAGACAUCACCCUGACACCAGCCCCUCUGCUUAAGACCUGAGAUGUGGAUGAUGCAGAGUUUGAGUGAUUUAUAAUGCAGAAAUAAAAUGUUCAGAAAUACAAUGCUCAGAAACGUUUACAGGCCAGUACCUUUUAAAUGAUUCUUAGCUCUUAAAUGAAUGGAYGGGCUCAGGCAACAACAUUCCCAAGCAGCCUGCUCGUUUGUUUUCCUUUCUAUGAAGAUUGUGGUUCUCUUAACCUCACUUCUCCACAGAAAAUCCUUCUGUGCAUUACUUGAAAGCUGUAAURCAGUUAGUGUGUGCAACGAUGUAUGCUUUUAUGGGAUGUUUUGUAACUUUUUCUGUCUCCUUUUUCAAGAAUGUUGGCCCCAUAAUAAAUGGCCCCAUUUUAUAUA
Molecule: messenger RNA, 3021 nt
Organism: Nothoprocta perdicaria
Lineage: Eukaryota; Metazoa; Chordata; Aves; Tinamiformes; Tinamidae
Gene: TMC7
Product: transmembrane channel like 7
Exons: 15
Coding region: 302-1927 (541 amino acids)
Cellular component (GO): plasma membrane
Molecular function (GO): mechanosensitive monoatomic ion channel activity
Source: RefSeq, a predicted model, not a curated record